Trichoplusia ni (cabbage looper) is the source of this 1941-nucleotide messenger RNA. RefSeq names its product intraflagellar transport protein 74 homolog. Gene Ontology annotation, biological process: cilium assembly; intraciliary transport involved in cilium assembly. The transcript has 11 exons. Gene Ontology annotation, cellular component: centrosome; cilium; intraciliary transport particle B. The record is from RefSeq and is a predicted model, not a curated record. Gene Ontology annotation, molecular function: beta-tubulin binding. The coding region runs from base 97 to 1914 and encodes 605 amino acids. NCBI's taxonomy places the organism in Eukaryota, Metazoa, Arthropoda, Insecta, Lepidoptera, Noctuidae.
GCCAUAGCAACCGUCAAACAACAAUUCUAAUGCGCCUGUCGACAAUUCUAAACACUUCGAUAAUUGUGUGAAAAAAAUAAUUAGUUGACGUUACUUAUGGAUUAUUCAGAGGGCAGUGCGGGGGCAAAGAGGUCGGACGCGAUUCGACCAGUGUCCAGACGUGGGUAUAGAGAAUAUACCAACACAGGCUCUGCUGUUUCUAGAAGCAGCACGAUGAGACCAACUUCAGCAUACCGAGGCAAUACGGCGUCGCGGCUCUCGACAGCCGGGUUCGGUCCCGCGCCCCCAACGGCUAGCCGGCAGCCUACUGCUAUGACUGGUUUCUCCAUGAUUGACAGACCGAUAACCCAGCAAGGUAUAUCAGGUCUUAGAACAGGCACAGCUCGAGGCUUCCGCACUCGACAACUGCAGGACAAGAGGUACUGGGAAGAGCUGAUGCAGGUCAAAGUACGGGAGAUGAAGGCAGAAAUAGCUAGACUCAGUGAACAGGCAGACGCGGGAGAAAGAGAGAGAUCCGCUAAGAAGCACUACGAGAAAAGAGUUAGAGAGUUGGCUUUGGAAUUGACUGAUUUACAAGGUCGUCUGGCAGACUAUAACACAGCCAUAAGAAUCGCUAAUGGUGAGGCAUCUAAACAAUCCGUGGAAGAGCAAACUCGAGACCUGGAGGCGAGCAAUCAAAAGAUGCAAGAAGAAGUAGAACAGGUGUUUAUGGAGAAACAGAGGAAAGAGAACCAGCUCAGGCAGCUGCGAGAACAGAUGGACAAGGAGCAAUCCACGAUUACAAAACUACUAGGAGAAAUGACUCAGGAGCAAAAAGAUGAGUACAAUGAAUUGGAAGCUACUGCCACUGCACUGAGGGAAGAGGUGGAACAGGCGAGAACACAGAUAGACCAUCUCAAUAGAGAGAAGGAAGAGUUCACUAAGGAAAUAUCUGGAUUUCAGAUAAAAGUACAUCUGUUAGAAUUAAACAGGCGACUAGUUGCAGCUGAAGAAAAACGUGAUAACAUUAAGAAUGAGUUAAACAAUCGUUUGGAUCCUCAAGAAGAAAGGGAGAAACUAUUGAGCCAGGUUCGCGAAGAUAAUGCUGCUAUUGCUUCAUUGGACAGUAACACCGCUAACUUAAAGGAACAAAUCAAAAAGGUGCAGGAGCUUAUUGAACAGGCGGAACAGGAUUUAGAAGAAGGUAACUCUGAGCGUCACCAAAAGUACCGCGAACUAAAGAAGCGUGAAGAAACCAUGGACACCUUCAUGGGAACGUACGAUGAAAACCUAAGGAAGGAACAAGAAAAAAUAGACCAACUGGAAAAAGACAUCGUAUUCUCCUUAGAACAUAGUAGCUCGAACAUCGACUUGGAUUUGAGUGAAAUUGAUUCGUUGAAACAGAAAGAAGGGUACACCUCCCAAUAUGAUGAUAGCAAGAAGUCUAUAGAUACGUUGACUAAAGACUAUGAGAGGUUUCAGAGUAAUUUGAAAAAGGCGGAAGCAACCCGAGAACGUCUAGCAACAGAACUGCAGACCUUACCAGAAAAGACGAAAGUAAUGAAAGAAGAAUUGCUAACACUUUCUGAUCUGGAAAAACUGCGAGAUGAAGGUGAAGAACAGAAGAAGGCUUUAGAAACCGAACUUCAGCAACUCAGGGAGAAACUGAUUCCCACUGAAAGCGCUGUCAUAGAAGCUACAGGGAAGUUGAAAAAAUUACAGGCCAGUCUUGACGGAAACGAAAUGUAUGCAAAACUAAACGGAUUGGAGGAGGAACUAGCACAAUUAGAAAACAGGAAAACUGUGCUUGAAGAGGACAUUGCGUCUAUAACUUUGAAGGCAGAUUACGCACCGUUAAAGAAGCAAGCGAUGGACGAAUUAAAUACUUUGAACAAGAAAAUUAUAGAAGAUCUGAUCAGUGUUAAGUCUUAUUGAUUGGUUUAAUUAAAAUAUCUAAUGUAA